Messenger RNA from Rhagoletis pomonella (apple maggot), 1197 nucleotides. RefSeq lists its product as uncharacterized. The record is from RefSeq and is a predicted model, not a curated record. The transcript is spliced from 3 exons. The coding region runs from base 90 to 545 and encodes 151 amino acids. Lineage: Eukaryota; Metazoa; Arthropoda; Insecta; Diptera; Tephritidae.
UUGGUGUGCAUUUCACUUGCAGGAGAAUUGCAUUUACAACUCAGUACAUACUGGGAUUUACAAUUUGUGUUAAAAAUUACAAGGAAAUAAUGACUGAAAACGUAACAGCCUUGCAAAUAUUUAUGUCCUCCACGUUAGCAGCAACGACGAGCGAUCUUCUAGAGCAAAAUACAAAUUCAACUUUACCUACUUUACUGCCCACGACACUUGCAUCAGCUACCACAAGCAAAACAACAGAUGCAACGGAUACGGAUAUUGAGCCAGACGAUAGUGGGCACUUCAUUUUAAUUCCACUCACUGUUCUUUUGCUUAUUGUGGCUUUAUCAGCGCUAGUAUUCUUGAUAGGGCGAAAUAGACGCCGCCUAGCUCGUAUCUAUUGCCGACGAAGAAGUGAGCGCAAGUAUUCACUUGAAGACGAUUCCGAUACGCCAAUGGAGCAGGGUGACGAUUAUGAUUUCGACGAUCCGAGCGAAUGUCUUCUGAAGGGGAAACUACAAAUCGAUAAUAGUUACGCAAGUACACUUCGCAAGGAACUAUACACUUAAGCAAGCAUACCAAACUUUGACGAAAAUAGCGGUUAUUAGAGCUAUUAAACUAUCAAAUCAUAAAAUUUUUCCUGCUAUAAUUGUUGCACCUGAUGUUUCGUAAUAGCACAUGAUACUCAAAUACAAAGAUAAUUCUCGCGCUAUGCUCAUAAAUUAAGACAAAGAUCGUUAUGGAAACUAAGCUAGAUUCUAAAUAUAUUUUUGCUUCGAUCCAAAGUCUAUGAAAAUAGAAAAUACAUUAUAAAUAAGCAUUAAAGUGAUUCUUACAACUAAUCAAUUAUUUUUAAUUUGAGUAUAUCUGUUUCUAUACACAUCGAUUGUCCUGUGCAAUAACCAUUCAAAAUUCAACAAAUAAAAACUGUUACUACUGUUAAGUGGCUCUUGUCUCUAAUCCAUUUCCAUCCCUUACUAAGGAAGCAGUAAGGAUUGCUAAAGUAAGUUCAAAUAUGAGACAUGGAUUCGAUAAGGAUUAGAGACAUGAGCUACUAAACAGUAGUAACGGUUUUUAAUUGUUGAAUUUUGAAUUGUGUCGUUAUUGCACAGGACCAUGGACAUAAAGAUAUGUAUGUAUGUACGUACAUAUUACAUAUAACCGUUUGUUAAGGGCAUGCCUAUAGACUUAAAAUUAAAGAACAUUGCGAUUUCAUAUCAA